AUGACCCGUCCACCGGGGGGCGGUCAAGCACGAGAAAAUGGAGAGCAUCGUUUCCGCCAGGCCCUUGAACCUACUGCUAAACGCCAAAAGCGUAGUCCGUCCGGCAGUGCUAUACUAUCAAAAUUCUUUGUUAGUAAAAAGUCAAGCACGGAACCGCCCCACGAUGUUAUCGAAGACGAUUCUGAAGGCGGAUUCAACUCCGCGUCUAGACUCGAACAUGGAGAAAGUUCAAGACGCGAGAUUCAUGAUCUAACUCAGGAUGGCUCCCAAGCCGACACCAUCGACUUUGCAAGUACUACUAGUGCCGGGAAGCAAUCUGCGUCGGCAGGUGUUGUGGAGUACAGAUUGGCCAACCCAAGAAGUAAAACCAACCGUCGUGCACUGCGCAAGUCCCGAGCAGGAAAGACUGGUGUUAGUUCACGGGAUAGCGAUGACGCCCGUUCCUCUCGCGAUCACCUCUCGCCCAGUGCUCACCAGGCUUCAAACCACAUGUCUCAUGAACCAGGUCAAGAUACGCCGCUUUCCCAUGUGACUUCUGAUAUCCUGGCACAUUGCGACCAAGCCAACAGAGGCCAACCUGCCACGAAGCGCAAGCGUGUUCCGACGGUAAAUAUUGGCGGUUCCGAAGAUGAGCUCGCUCAAUCUGAGACACACAUGUACGAACCGCGGACCAAAAAAAAGACAACCAACUUUACCGACGUGAACCGGAGAUUCAAGAGCCGAGCGGAUAUACUACCAACCGCCUUUGUGUCUACGAAGUCGACUACUGAAGGACACAAAUCACAGUCUAGCCCGCCCAGUCUACCAGACAUUCUCGUUGCCAACGCUGCCUCUGGCAAGUUUGCAUAUUCUUCGGCAUCUCAACCCGACCAUAAAAUCAUGCUUCAUUUGGAAGAUUCGGUUGCUACGGUAAUAAACGCGGCUGAGGGGCUAACUCGACGUCUACCAUGGCUUGAGAUUCAAAGGUCGAAGGUCAACAGAGUGUUUCAUGCGGCAACACAUAGUCCGUUUGUCGUCAUCAAACGCUCUGCUGUGGACACUUUAUCCCCAAAUCUAGCAUUGGAGUUCGGUGACAAAGACGGUGUAGUCUCUUUAUUGGCGUGGCUCUCGCAACAACCCACCGAGACUAUUGAAGAAAGGCCGGUUGAGGAACUCAAAAGGAUGUUCAACAAGCACUUCGAAGAGUCUAGCGACUAUGAAAAGCGCGCCCCGUCAUUUACGGAGGCGAGACUCCAGCUCAGCAGUCCGGUUGAGCGAACCCAGCUCAAAUUCCGGAUCCCAGAAAACCUCAGAGAUCCUUUUAACCCUCAAUCAAAACGACCAGUUAAGAAACUCAAAGACAAUAUGCGGGAGUCUAUCGCAGAUGUGUCAGAAAUCCCAGGACGGGAGAAUGACGUCGUCUCCGUCGUGACUCGCAGUCAAGGGCCCGGAACCCGACGGACGAGGAGAUCACCCCCUUUGCCUUUGUUGGAGAUCGCCCCAAAUCGCUGGACUGAUAAAAACCCAGACUGGGACAAGAAUUGGCACAGGUCCCUGGUAUUUCCUGCAACUGGAAAGGAUCGAGCGACGGUUGACAGAGAUGACAUCUCUCGUCUUGAUGAGGGAGAAUUUCUCAACGACAAUCUUAUCAGCUUCUACUUUCGAUACCUGCAGACCAGACUUCAGGCAGAACGACCGGAUGUACUUCAGAAAGUCCAUUUCUUCAACACAUUUUUCUUUGCGAAACUCAAACCGAGCCGAGGCAAAAUCAACUAUGAAGGUGUCAAGUCGUGGACUGCCAAGGUCGAUUUGUUGUCGUACGACUACAUUGUGGUCCCAGUCAAUGAGAACAUGCACUGGUAUCUAGCAAUCAUCUACAAUGCGCCCCGAAUGCUCGCACAUAGCCAGGGAAAAGAAGUCUCAGCUGACCCCGAAACGAUCAAUGUGGAUCGGGUUGUCACAGGGGCCUCGCUGAGGACGUCACCCUUGGAGCAGGACUUGGACAUUGCCGUGCUGGAUAGCGAAGGGGCAAAAGAAGCGGCUAGAAGCCAGUCAUCAAUUGGAACCAUCGACAUCCUCCCUCAAAGCUCUGCAACCAAGUCACCCAACACAAGCGCAGUCAAGAAUGGCAAGCGAAAGUCGGCGGGCGGCCUCCAGAAGUUCAGUUCGGAAGAACCCAAAAUCAUCACCCUUGACUCACUGGGGUCCUCACACUCGGUGACUUGCAAACACCUGAGAGACUACCUCGUUGAAGAGGCUAGACACAAAAAGAAUGUCGAGCUCGCCAAGAUUCCGGGUGGGAUGACUGCGAAGAAGAUCCCCGAGCAGGACAAUCACUGCGACUGCGGUGUGUUCGUCCUUGGCUACAUGGAGGAGUUCCUAAAAGAUCCGGACGGCGCUGUCCGCAAACUUCUCCAGAAAGAGGAUAUGGGGUGGGAUAUCAACCCGUCUGAAAUUCGUGCCAAGGUACGACGCCUUCUCUUUUCACUACAGCAUGAGCAGGAGGACCGACUAGGAGCGGAGAAAGCGAGAAAGAGACAACGAAAGUUGGCGAAGGAGCCUAGUUCUUCAGGGCCAUCGGCGUCACAAUCCGGUCAGUCCUCGCCAAAAGAACCGCCGGAGAGCUCAAAGACACCGCAAUCGAAGCGAGAAAUCACGAGUCCGUUGGCGACCGGCAUCAAGAGUCCAGCUGUCGCGGCUCUUCAACGGGUUAUGAGCGCGACAACGUCGCCCAAUAUGAGCACGUCUCCCGACAGAUUUCCCCAGCCUCGUAGUCUGAUCAUCGGCGAGGAUCCCAAGUUCGUCGUGCCUCUGGACGAUGACUCGAGUCUAGGUGCUAAGACCUCUGGCUCUGGCGAGGUUCUGCACUCGGCCCGCGAGUCACCGCAAGCAGCGUCACAAGUCCCAGUUGACUUGACAACUGCGGAGCCGGACGAUGACACCAAGGCCACACCUAUCAAGCGAUCGAUACCCAAAUUUAUUGCGAGGCUGUCGAGCUCGCCGUCCAACCGUCCCUCUACCUCCGAGCCUCGAGCGGUGAAACGAGAUAGGUCGGAGUCUCCAGAGAUCAUACACGUCGAAAAGCGCCGUUCCCAAAAGUCCCCCUCCGCUCAACCGCGGGCCUUGACUCUGUCUCCAAAAGUUCUUCCAUCCAUCGAAAGCGACAAGCCAGCCGCCCAUGGACCGCAAUACGACGGAAUCGACCGGUCAUUCGACAUUGCGUCCCGAUGA
Molecule: messenger RNA, 3210 nt
Organism: Ilyonectria robusta
Lineage: Eukaryota; Fungi; Ascomycota; Sordariomycetes; Hypocreales; Nectriaceae
Exons: 2
Coding region: 1-3210 (1069 amino acids)
Biological process (GO): protein desumoylation
Cellular component (GO): cytoplasm; nucleus
Molecular function (GO): SUMO-specific endopeptidase activity
Source: RefSeq, a predicted model, not a curated record